AACUUGUUCCCAUUUAUCUACUUGUUCAAUUCAAUCGUGGCAUGUGAGGCUCUCAUUUUGCCUGUAAAAGAUAGGAAUACAUUUGUCCUAUGUCCUAACCAUGGCCCCCAUACACAUGACCUCCUCCAAAACACCAUGAAAGAAAACAUUGAACAACAUGAACUCGAAAUCGUCAAGGCUGUGGCACAGGCAUGGCUCGGCCACACCACCACCACCUCACCACCCUCCUCCACCAAUGAAUUCGAUACCCGCCGCCUCAGUUUCAAGAUCAAACCCACUCGGUUUAAGCUAGAAAAACCAUCGUCAUGGAACAACAGUAACAAUAACAGUAACAGUAUCUCAACAAGUUGGGAUUUCACACAAUCACUGUGGGAUUCAUACGAGAUUGUGGCAGUGUCAAGGCGGCUCGAAAGUGGGCUAUUACUGGAAAACGAGUUUGAUGAAUCAAGUAAAGGUCAAACUCAAGGUCAAUCUAGUAAGAGAAAGAAAGAGAGCAAGAAUAGCCUCAGAAAUAUACUCAAUCGAACAUCGUCUAGGAGGUUUGAUGAAUAGAUAUUGAUUAUAUACAGAAUUCCAUAUAUCUUUUUAACACCCUUCGCGAAUGAUUUUUGUGCAUUUGGGUAAGGUAUGUAAGUUUCGAGCUCUUAGAAAUAAGAAUUUUGUAUUGAAGAACAAUGUGAAAACGCCUAUUUACUUAUAUGUUGUACUUAAAAACACAUGAUAAUGAAAACAUUACGAAUCUUGGCUA
Messenger RNA from Lactuca sativa (garden lettuce), 748 nucleotides. RefSeq lists its product as uncharacterized. Lineage: Eukaryota; Viridiplantae; Streptophyta; Magnoliopsida; Asterales; Asteraceae. The record is from RefSeq and is a predicted model, not a curated record.